GAAGCCGAGCGCCUGAAACGGCUGUACCCGGAAAACGAGCGCCUUAUUGCCAACAUUCCCAGCCGGUUCUUCGAAGUGAUCUACCCCGUUCAGGUCCGAGAACACCUCAAGUUUGGCAUUUCCACCCGAGAUGCCAGUGCCAAUCGGACGGGCAAACACUUCCAUAAGACAUCUUUGCUCAUCAAAGCCUUUAAUCAUAAGUUCCAACUGGAACUCGAGCUCAAUACACAUCUUUUAGCGCCAAAUCUAAUUCAGAAGCAUUUCUUGCCCGAAGGGGCGCAGCAAAUAUCAACUCAGAUUGAG
Messenger RNA from Medioppia subpectinata, 303 nucleotides. The record is from the annotation of a GenBank genome assembly. Lineage: Eukaryota; Metazoa; Arthropoda; Arachnida; Sarcoptiformes; Oppiidae.